Messenger RNA from Trypanosoma rangeli, 1563 nucleotides. RefSeq names its product ribosome biogenesis protein YTM1. The transcript has a single exon. Lineage: Eukaryota; Euglenozoa; Kinetoplastea; Trypanosomatida; Trypanosomatidae. Bases 1 to 1563 code for a protein of 520 amino acids. Gene Ontology annotation, molecular function: protein binding. The record is from RefSeq and is a predicted model, not a curated record.
AUGUCGUAUGUGCUUGUGUUGGCUGGUUUUGGAUGUGAUGCGGAUGGGGGUUGUUGCUGUCUUACUUGUUUGUUUGUUUGUUCUUGCCGUUUCCCUUUCGUCUUCACCUUUACUCUUCGCUUGUUAUCUUGCAGUGUUCUUCGACUCUCGCGUCGGCGGUCCGGUAAGUUGCGUAACGGUGGUAUUUGCGCGGUGAUGCCCCACGAGGCGCCGUUGCAAGAUGCCGCCGGUGUGGAACGGCAGAUGAGUGCACAGGGCGGGCACGUCGUGGUGACAUUUUUCACCACAAGUUUCCCAAAGGCGAUGCCGGAGCAGUCGUACUCUGUGCCGCUGGACACGCUGCCCGAAGGCCUGAACACGCUUGUGCAAAGCGUUCUCGCGGUGGAGGGCCACACGUUUGAUUUUAUCCUCAAUGAUGAGUACAUCUCGACCUCGCUGCACAAAUUUCUUGCCCGCCGAGGCAUUAGCUACGAGGAGCUGCUUAACAUCGAGUACACCCCUGCGCUGCAGGCGAAGGAGGGAUCGCUGCUUCCACACGAUGACUGGGUGAGCAGUGUGCGGGCACCGUUUCUGGGAGGCGUGGAGUUACUGCUCACCGCGUCGUAUGACCACUGCGUGCGCCUUUGGGACGGGGAGAACUGCGUUGCCCUCGGAACCUAUCACAAUGAAUGCGUGAAGGAGGUCUGUCUGCAUCCAGUGCGACCCACGACGUCCUCAACGGACGCAGCGGCGUUAUCGCGAAAACGUAAACGUGCGGCGGCAAUGGAAGAUUUCAUGUGUGUAAGCUGCAGCAAGGACGGCAGCAUUGUGGCCUGGCAGUUUGACGGCAGCCUAGCACAAUUCACGCCAUUGGGGGUGGUGAAGCCACAUAUCGACGGCGUGGACUCCGUUGACGUCUCACCCGGGAGUGGUGAGUACGUGGCGAGCGCUUCGUGGGACGGCACCGUCAAGGUGUUUCAGUGGUCUCAGCUGUUGGAUGCAGAAACCCCGGCCGCGUCAAAGGCACCGCUUGUUUCCUUCACCGACCACACGCGGCCUGUGCUUUCCUGUCGUUUUUCCGCAACGGAUGGGCCUUCUCUGCUGUACUCCGCCGGCCUGGAUGGAGCUGUAAAGUCUCUCAGCGUUGAGCGGGCUGUGCUCCUAUCGAACUGUGAAGGCGAUCAUCCCAUCCAGGGAAUUGCUGUGAAACCCGCCGGAGGCGGGGGUGAUCUUAUCAUCACCGCCUGCACGGACAAUCGCGCCCGCCUCUACGACACUCGUGAGAAGAAAAUUGUGAAAACCUUCAGCGGCCACCGGCAGUGGCUGUAUGCUGCGACGUGGGCGUGGCGGCGAGAGGAGGGUGAGCAGGGGGGGUCACACCUCUUUGCCACUGCGAGCGAGGACAGCACCGUCCGUGUGUGGGAUCUCCGCUCGACCAGCGCCGCACUCCUCACGCUGGACACCAUGCACACUGACGGCGUGUUGGAUGUCACGUACGCUGGCGGCUCACAAAUUGCGUCGGGUGGAAAAGACAACAAAACAAGGAGCUUCUCAUUAUCUAAGGGUGAGGAUGGCAUGAGUUGA